This is a messenger RNA of Drosophila erecta, 900 nucleotides long. RefSeq lists its product as uncharacterized. Lineage: Eukaryota; Metazoa; Arthropoda; Insecta; Diptera; Drosophilidae. The record is from RefSeq and is a predicted model, not a curated record. Bases 119 to 487 code for a protein of 122 amino acids. The transcript is spliced from 2 exons.
CAACAAGCCAAAUCAAAUUAUCGAUUUCUUGCCAGAAAGUUCGCGUAGACUAUACAUUUUAUUUUGCAAAUAAACACAAAUUCCCAGUAUAUUUAGAUUGAUUGAAGCCAAGAGAAAGAUGGCAACGGAUGUGGAGCCGGCGGCGAAUACGGCGGACAAGUUUUCCGCCAACGCGGAGGAGCUGGAGAGCUACUAUCUGAUGCUGGAGUCCGGAAAUAUUCCGGAACUGCAGUGGCAAUUCCCGGGACGCAGGGCUCCGUCGCCGGAGGCGGGUUCGGGCGGCAAUAGCAAGGAACUCGAGCAGGCCACCGAUGCCAUUGAGCAGGAACCGCAAAAGGCCAACGACUUCGAUUUUAGCGACGAUGUGGCCCCCACCCAAAUGCGCGUCCGCAGCCAGACGUCCACGCCCAAGUCGGCCAAAAAGAAGACGGCCAACUUCGCCGGCGUCCUGGAGACGCUCAAGAAGAAGAACGCGGAGAGCUCAUAGCACCCGUCGAAAUUCCAAUGCUGAUCUGGCCAAAGUAACCGGUUGCAGAUCGUUCUCUAUCGUCAUGCGGAUUCGUCUAUAAGCAUUAGUCGUUUUAGGCCAUCGAUAGUACGGUCCAGAAGCAACCCAGCUGUACGGCGCUCCAGAAAGUUUGGCUUCGAGUAGAAGAUAGCAGCUAGUUACGAUGCUUCAAUUUUGCACUUCAAAUUUAACACAACAGGCUUGUUAGGGCCAAUUAAUUGUUUCAGUAGGAAUUGCAUUUAAUUGUAAGAAAUCCAUAUGCAGACCAGUUUGUUCAGUAAAUUGGGGCAGUCUUUAUGGACCUUCAGAGAGUUUCUUUAAGAGUAUAAGAUAGUUGCCCACUAACUAGUUGGGACUUAUAUUUAACUUCUAUUUAAGCAGUGGGAUGUGUA